This is a messenger RNA of Sesamum indicum (sesame), 652 nucleotides long. Its product is annotated as HrpN-interacting protein from malus protein. The record is from RefSeq and is a predicted model, not a curated record. Lineage: Eukaryota; Viridiplantae; Streptophyta; Magnoliopsida; Lamiales; Pedaliaceae.
UUGUAUAAACUAGACAAGCGACUUUAGUUCAACACUGCACCGCCUGUUCGCCUAAAACCCUUCUCAGGAAUUAUUCCUGCGUUGCCUGCGACGUCUUCAAGCUCAUCGUAUACUUCACCUUCACCGUACUCCAUAACUGGCCAGUCGCGCAUCUCACACUCGCUUCUCCAUAAAUUUACAGAAUCAUAAGGGAGGCUAAGUUUCCUAACUUAGAUUUGAUUUGUUCUGGAUCGCAAGAAAAAUAUGGGAUUUGGAGACCGAGGAGUAAUUGGUGAUAAAUGGUCCGCAAGAAUCCUCUGGGUCUGUGCAAUUGGAAGUGCAAUUGGCCUCUAUAUGGUAGCGGUCGAAAGACAAAUGCAGAAUCGAGAAAAAAUGAUGGCUGAAUCAUUGAGGGCCGCCGAAUUGAGUCAACAGGAUGGUGAAUAAAUCUUAACAGAGACUAACCUAAAUGUUGAAUAGCACAUGAUAUAUACUUCCAUUGCUCAUUUCCUGUUGUCACACUUAAUUUUCAGUUACAAGAUAUGUAGAGUUUUAGAACUCCAAAUUUGAUCUCUGCGCUUCAUUUCUGGGUGAUGACAUAUGUAUGAAUUUGAUUAUUUAUCUUUAUUGAGUUAAUAAGAAAUUUCAGGGCAAGGGUCAUGAGUCCCAAAUA